GUCCUCAUCGUCCGCCAUGAUGUCCACGCGCGUCCUCGGCCUUGGGCCAGCACUCAGGAAGGCUGUAUUCAGCCCAAGAAUUGUCAGGAAUCAGAUCGUGUUGCGGAAUGUCGCUGCUAAGCGUGGGGUUCAGACGCAGUCCUUGCCGCCCUCUGCUUCGAUCGAAAUUCUGAACAAGCAGCGCCUGAAGCGUCCAUCGAGCCCCCACUUCACAAUUUACCAGCCGCAACUUACUUGGCUCGGUUCCAUUGCCAACCGUAUGACUGGUGCUGCUCUCAGCGUUUUGCUCUACGGGUUCUCGCUCGCCUACCUCAUCUCCCCCACCAACUUCAGCAGCGCCAAGGUGGUCGAGUACGUGAAGCAAGUGCCCGACUCCGUCAAGUACGCGGGCAAGGUUAUCCUCGCUGCGCCCUUCGCCUUCCACUCGUUCAACGGCUUGAGGCACCUGGGCUGGGAUAUGGGAUACUUCCUUUCUCUCAAGGGCGCGUACCGAUCUGGUUAUGCAGUGCUCGGCGCGACCGCUCUGGGUACCGUCGCGUUGGUCUUGAUGUAAAGUGAUUGACUGGUGCAAUGUAUUUCUUUGGUUCCGGCGACUCUGGUCGGAUGAUCGGAGGGAUAUCCUUCUGACCGACCGAAGUGAAGCUUGCUCGUCUUCGUGCUCUAUUUUACGGCUCCCUUAGAUAUCUUGGCUGUGAAAGGCAUGCACUUGUUAACGCUGAUUGCUCACACCAUACCAUGUAGAUACGCAGGUAUGGUCUACUUCGC
Molecule: messenger RNA, 765 nt
Organism: Gloeophyllum trabeum ATCC 11539
Lineage: Eukaryota; Fungi; Basidiomycota; Agaricomycetes; Gloeophyllales; Gloeophyllaceae
Product: cytochrome b560 subunit of succinate dehydrogenase
Exons: 5
Coding region: 17-553 (178 amino acids)
Biological process (GO): mitochondrial electron transport, succinate to ubiquinone; tricarboxylic acid cycle
Cellular component (GO): membrane
Molecular function (GO): succinate dehydrogenase activity; electron transfer activity
Source: RefSeq, a predicted model, not a curated record